This is a messenger RNA of Gymnogyps californianus (California condor), 510 nucleotides long. It is a transcript of the gene SPATA19, whose product is annotated as spermatogenesis associated 19. The coding region runs from base 1 to 510 and encodes 169 amino acids. The record is from RefSeq and is a predicted model, not a curated record. The transcript is spliced from 5 exons. Lineage: Eukaryota; Metazoa; Chordata; Aves; Accipitriformes; Cathartidae.
AUGAUCAUUUCCACGUGGUUGGCGUACAUCGCAGCACGGAAAGGCGUUGGCCCUCCCUUCCCCUCUGCCAGGGCCCUGGGUAUCCCUGCGGAGGAGGUGGGAAUGGUCUCGCUGAUGGAGCGGUGGCUGCGCAAGGUCGAAGAUGGGACCUCCAGGUUCUUCAGGUGGACGCUGGCUGGCACGGCGGCGCAGCGGGCAGAGUCCGCGUCGGCUCCUCCAGCAUGCCCGGCGGCGAGCAGGCCAGACCCACAGGUUGUGAUCCAUGGGCUGAGCGUGGCUGUGCCCCACGGCAGUGUCUGGGAGCUCGGCAAGGAUAAUGUGGAUCUCAUUUCGUACCCACUGGGACGGUCACUCAGCCACUCCUUCCUGGAGGAGAGGACCACGAUCCAGCUCGUGAGGCGGAGCAUGUCCCAGCUGGUGCUCCAAGCCAAGCCGGACACUGAGACAGAGACCGAGCUGGACACUGAGCUGGAUACCGAUGCCCAAGUCCUGCUGUCGAGCGAGGACUAG